GGUGUUAGAAAGAAAGCACAUGUUAUUCAAGAACAUAAUGUGACUCCUCACUUAUUGUCACGUGGAGGUUAUCGGAAGCUUGAACAAAUCAUGAUGAUGGAGAAAGAGAAAACACGAUUUGCAUCUUCGUCAUAUGCUUCUAGUCUUGAUCCACCAUCUCCACCUUCAUGUCAUGAGAAGUGGAAGUAG
This is a messenger RNA of Sphenostylis stenocarpa, 189 nucleotides long. The record is from the annotation of a GenBank genome assembly. Lineage: Eukaryota; Viridiplantae; Streptophyta; Magnoliopsida; Fabales; Fabaceae.